CCGCUGCCGUGAGUCGCCACCCCCCGGCACCGUCCUCCUCCUCACCGUCCUCAUGGUCAUCUCCAGCACCGGCUCCGUCGCCAUCCCGGUCACCUUCGCCAUCAUCAUCCUCAGCAUGGCCAUCACCAUCCCCAUCACUAUCCUCAUCACCUUCACCAUCACCAUCCUCAUCACCUUCACCAUCACCAUCCUCAUCAUGA
Molecule: messenger RNA, 200 nt
Organism: Tauraco erythrolophus (red-crested turaco)
Lineage: Eukaryota; Metazoa; Chordata; Aves; Musophagiformes; Musophagidae
Source: RefSeq, a predicted model, not a curated record